Messenger RNA from Purpureocillium lilacinum, 1029 nucleotides. RefSeq names its product telomerase inhibitor. Gene Ontology annotation, molecular function: nucleic acid binding. Gene Ontology annotation, cellular component: nucleolus. NCBI's taxonomy places the organism in Eukaryota, Fungi, Ascomycota, Sordariomycetes, Hypocreales, Ophiocordycipitaceae. The record is from RefSeq and is a predicted model, not a curated record.
AUGGGACUUCUCGCAGAGUCCAAGAGUCGGGGCAAAAUCAACAAGGAUCCCAAUAACACAAAAUGGACCCGCGACACAACGACCUUCGGCCAGAAGAUGCUGCGAGCACACGGCUGGCAGCCCGGUCAGUUCCUGGGAGCCCAGGACGCAGCGCACUCCGGCCUACAUACUGCGGCCAACGCCUCCUACAUUCGCGUGUCCGUCAAGGACGACGUUAAGGGCCUGGGGUGGAGCAAGUCCAAGGAGGACGAGGUGACGGGCCUGGACGUCUUCUCAGACCUGCUGAGCCGGCUGAAUGGCAAGUCGGAGGAGUCCCUCGAAGGGGAGAGGCAGGCGCGCUUGAUCAUGAAGACGAACCAGUACGUCGAGCAAAAGUACGGACCGAUGCGGUUCGUCCGAGGCGGGUUCCUGAUUGGCGAUUCCAUGAAGGAGUUGAUGGGGGAGGAGACGCCCGCCGAGGAAGCCUCGAAUGCGACGAAGAAGGAGAAGAAGAGCAAGAAGCGGAAGGCUUCUGAUGUUGAGGGCGCCGACGAUGACGACGAGAGCGAGUCCAAGAAGGAGAAACGCCGCCGAAAAGAGGAGCGGCGCGCAAAGAGAGCCGCGGCCGAAUCAACAACCGACGACGGCGACGACAGCGCCCGAGCUGACGAGAAGAACAAGAAGAAGUCCAAAAAGGAGAGGACUUCGCCCGAUACGGACGACGCCAAGGCAGACAAAAAGCGCAAGUCCAAGGACAAGAAGUCGUCACCAGAGGACAGCGCCGCCGAUGAGCCCAAGAAGUCGAAGAAGGACAAGAAGGAGAAGAAGGAGAAGAAGAAGCGGAUGAAGGCUGGGGCGGACGAAUCUUCCGAGGGAAGCGCGGACGACUCGGCAGUGCCGACAGGCGUCUCGACGCCCUCGGGAAGCGGCACUGGCACGUCCACGCCGAGAGGGACCCGCAAUUUUGUUCGGUCCAGGUUUAUCGCAGCCAAGCGGCAAGCGAUGUUGGAUACCAAGGCUCUGAACCAGAUCUUCAUGGUCAAGACAUAG